Messenger RNA from Uranotaenia lowii, 11190 nucleotides. RefSeq names its product serine-rich adhesin for platelets-like. Lineage: Eukaryota; Metazoa; Arthropoda; Insecta; Diptera; Culicidae. Gene Ontology annotation, cellular component: transcription regulator complex; nucleus; histone methyltransferase complex. Gene Ontology annotation, biological process: positive regulation of transcription by RNA polymerase II; carbohydrate metabolic process. The coding region runs from base 294 to 7199 and encodes 2301 amino acids. Gene Ontology annotation, molecular function: hydrolase activity, hydrolyzing O-glycosyl compounds. The record is from RefSeq and is a predicted model, not a curated record. The transcript has 5 exons.
UUGAUUUUCAACGACGAUGACGACGAUGGAAAGAAAAUGGGAAAAAAUGCAAAUGGCGGUCGUUGUUAUUGUUCGCUGGUAAUAAACGAGUACGAUUUUCGGUAAAUGGUGCCCUUCCGGGAGCAGAAAACGGCUCUUAAUUAGCGUGCGAUGCAAGUUGCGUGUCCCGGGGACGGAUUUGUGAUAUUGGUUACGCUGAACUAACGCGUUAAGAAGUGGAUUUUUGCGGCUUUGAGGAAAAGUGUGUCACCCUCGACGGCUCCGCGAAUUCGGAGCGAAAAGGUUCCAAUGGAAUGGCGGCCGAUAGCGACGGUGAACAACAACAGAAUACGACUAGUAUCAGCAACACCCGAACGCUCAAAGCCGUUGUCAUUUGCGAAGGGAACCUUCAAGAUCCAGAUUUUCAGUCGCGUCUAGACGGACUUGUGGAGAAGCUAACUUCGUUGGUGGAAGAACCAGCAUCCACUGACGAGGACGAGGCCAACCAGGAUAGAAAAAAGAGUGGAAAACUUACGGUAGAUAAGGUUGAACCAUGGAACAGUGUCCGGGUUACUUUGUCCAUACCGAAAGAGGCGGCCAUCAAAUUACGGAGGUUGGCUGCCGAAGGAAACAGCGCCCUGCGGGCUCUUGGCAUACUAUCCGUACAGCUCGAAGGCGACACCGUUUUGUCGCUGAGGUUAGUGGGGCAGGAAAUUGUGCUCCGGACGGAUAACUCGGCAGCUACUGCGCCAAUUUCUGGUAUUAGUAGCAGUUCUAAUAGUGGCUUAGGAGAGCUAACACGAAUACUCUCCCAACAACAGCAGCAGCAACCUCAAGUGCAGCUGCCGCAAGGACCACCUGCCUUACCAUUAGCUGAAGAUGGUAUUGUUGCUGGUCCUUCGAAAGUUGUUGCUUCUCCUCAAAUGCAGCCAAAAGUGUCCCCAAUAGCAGCGACUGCGACCGUUGGACCAGCACUGGUUUCGACACCUAUAAUGAACGGUCCAGUUAUGGCAGCAGUCGAUGGUGCAGCAGUGUUCAAAUCACCCAACACUAUUUGUCCAAUGGAUGGCAAACUGCCAGCUCACGUGCCAAAUGUGGUAGACAGUCGAGGAGGUAGCGAGUAUCCGUUCGAAAGUAUGACUCAAGCAAGGGUAAUUCAACGGAGAGAGAAUACCUUGAACAUGGGCAAUACCACAGUGACAUCCGCAGCAAUGGCUUCACUACAAACGGUAGCCUCAGGUCCUGCUGGUGUUGUUGUGAAAACGCCUACCGGCAACCAUUUCGUAGCACCCAAUCCACCUGGUAGCAAUGCACCACCUCCUUAUCCGGCCUCAUUAACCGGAGCGAAAACUGUUAUGCCUAUCUUAGGUCCGCCGGGGUCUGGUUCAGGGCACAUCGGUAAUGUGGCUAUGACUAGCCCGUUAUUAGUAAAUUUGUUGCAGAAUGAAAGUGCAAUUUCACAAAGCUUGGCGGCUGCGAAGAACAAGUCCAGCGGCAUAAACAAACACCAAGAACCUUCAGUGGGGGUUGGUGGCGUAAUCUCUAAGGUUACAGCCGGAAGUGCGAUGAACGCUAUCAGUGAGAAUGAACAAAGUGUGAACAGUGGUGUUUCUCAAAAGACAUCAACAUCAACGUGUAACAUGGCUGGUAGUACUAGUAACAGUAGUAGCAACAACAACAGUAGAAGUAAUAAUAACAAUCCAGUGCAUCCAGUGAUCAGUGGUAAUAGCGAAAGUGGUGUCGUAGCCACAUCGCAGACAAUAGUAGUCAACUCUGGUGUAGUACCAAUAGCAGCGGGAUCAGCCGGACAACCGAUCAGUGCUAGUGCAAACAACACUAAUUCGAACAAUAUGAUGACAAACAGUAGUAGUUUAACCAAUACCGCUAACAACAAUCAGAGUGUUAUAAAUGUGCAGCCUUCUCUUAUAACUCCACCAAUGUCAGUGCCUUCUUCAAGUAAACACGUUAAUGUGCAGCAACCAAGAUUUAAUCUCGGCCUCAGUGGGGCUGCAGUAGCGCGACCAUCUCAAACCCAGCAGCAACAACAACAAACUCUUCGACCUCCAGCGGGCAUGAUUCCGCAGCAGCAGAGACCUCUACAACAGUCACCACUACAACCAACGCAUUCCCAGGAACUAAGCUUAAGUCGGUUUCCAGCUCAACAGCAGUUUCGGCAACCAGCUAUUUCUCAACAACAGCAACAGCGGUGGCCUUCGGCGACUCCCCAGUCGAUGGAUUCGGCAACAAAAACCAGCUUUCAAGAGUUCACUCGUUACCAGAUGCAGUACAAUCUUAGCCAGCAACAGUUGAACAAGCAACAAACCGUGCAGCAACAAGCAGGUGCGAGCGGCGAUCUCCUAAGUUUAGGGCUAGGUGACUUACCGGAUUUGGGAAAAAACGAUCUGGAUUCACUUCUGCCCACACUUAACUCGGUUGAUUUGGAGGGAGCAUUUUUGGACGGCUUGGACCUGGAUCUUGAGCAUUCGCUAACUCCAACUGGAAUAAAACAAAACGUGCAACAGGCCGCGGAACGGAAAUGGAAACAACAAUUUCUAAUAAAUCCGCUAACCGGAGAACUGGAAGAAACGCAAACAGAAGAAACUGAGGACAACGACGAAGAGCUCUUGAAAAGCUAUCCGGAAUUUAAUUCUGAAAUGUCCAAUUCUUUAUACUCAGAUGAUGAUGAUAACUCGUGUAGUACAGGGUUUUCAAAGUUUACAUCCGAUGUUAGCGAUACUGAAAGGUCAGCAACAUUGGAUGGGACAGGUGGUUUUGGUAAUAAUCUGUCAAUCGCUUCCAGUUCAUCGGCUAUGUCUAAAUUGGGCAAACCAAGUAAAAUGAAGAAGGAAAAAGCUAAAGAUAGCACUAAAAAUUCAACCAAAUCUAAGGAAAAGAAACCGAGGGAGAAGAAAUCCUCAUUGAAACAAGUCAAAACUGUGGCCAAAAUAGUGUCGACGGAAAGCGGUGGAGAAUCACCCGGAAGUCAAGAAGCAAUCAAGUUGAGAUUGAAGUUGGAUAAAUCCGAGGCCAUUAGUGUAAGUUUGGUGCAGACACCUGUUGCAAGUGGAAGUGCUCCAAGUUUAAAUAGCAGCGUUGGUGGAAACAACAAGAAAGUGCAAUCAUCACAAGUGCUAGCAGAGUCUUCGGGAAUGCCGCUUAGCGGCAUUGGAGGAGUUUCUAAUUCCACAUCACCCGAGUCGACGAUACAAGCUUUACCUUCGGCUUCUUUACAGAAUAUACUUUCUUCUUCCGGUACUCCUGUAUCGGAAUUAGUUGGGCCAAUCCAACAGUCACAAGCUUCGUCUACCCAGACUUCACAACAAACGUUCGGUAAUAAUAGCUUUAUGGGGACAAACAACAGUGCGGGCUUGAGCUCUACUGCGACAACUGCAAGCAGUGGUGGAGGUACUUUGUCAUCAUCUCCUGCGGGCGAGGAGCUUCGUGUGCCCCCUUUGCAUAUUAGUCUUCGAGGAAAAAAAUCAGUUGUUAUCAAAAAUUCCAAAAAGGAUAGGAAGAAAAGCCAAAGCGGUGGCGAAGAGGAUAGUGACGGCAGUGGGUAUCAGUUUAGUAAAAAGACUACUAUCAAACAACGGAGCAGUCAUUCAACUGACAGCAGAUUAACAGUGGUCAUGACAAGUGAUGCUAGUAUUCGGCUUAAAGUAGAAGAACCUGGCCCGUCGUCAUUGCCAUCGUCACCAAACCAUCAUAACCAUAUUCAUAUUGGUAGUACGAUGGGAAAGCUAAAAUCGAAUAAACUAGAAGAUCUGAAUCCAUCGACAAUUGCUGCCAGCAGUCCGAAUGAUUCGGGUCCGAUACCAGAUCACCAACACAAGCGAUCCGCAUCGGAUUUGUUACAAAGUCCUAAUGGAUUGAUUUUGUGUCCUGAAAAGAGGCGUCGUCUAAGCGCUGGUCCAAGCGACUUAGUAGGUGCUAGCGGUGGAAAUAGUAUCAAUGAAAUCAAUGAAAUUUAUGAAACUCUUAUUUCUUCGACCGAAGGAGGUCCCAUCGGGUCAACCAAUGUUGGUACCUUACCCCAGUCAUCACUGCUAGCAGCGGCAACGUCGUCAGCAAAAAACUUGAAGAGCUCCAGCACGAACAACAGUAUCAACAACAACAACGCGUUUGGCAAAUGCACUAGUAGCAACAGCGGCAGCAACUUUAGCAGCAGCAGUAGCAAUAAAAGUUCUAUAAAGCCAACGCAGUCGAGCCCUACGACGUCGUCUGUGUCAUCGCCUGGAGCUCUAGUAGUCGCAUCAAACACUCUCAGCUCGACGCAGUCCCCCUCGAAGCCUUCUUCGCCUGUACCUUCUUCUCCGUCGUCGGAUAAAAUAACGGCGACAACCAGCAGUGGGAAGCCUCCACCUGAGGAAACAGUGGAAUCUGGUUCCGAUUCAAGUGGAAAUUAUCCCAAUAUCAGUAGCAAUCCUGUAACCACUACCUCAAGUCCUGAAGUGUCCAUCAAUCAGCGAAUAAGCACCACAGUCACCCAUCAUCAUCAUCAUCAUCAUAAUCGUCCACCGGAAAAGGCCGGAGAUUCUCCAGCUUCGACUUCUAGUUUCAAUGAUCAAUCUCCUAAUCAUCACCAGCACCAUACUCAACAGCAGCAGCAAGUUCCAUCCAUAGCAAGCGCGAGCGGACAUCUGCACAGUUCACAGGGAGUUCGCGGAUCUCCCGGAUCUCAGGCUCAGGGAGAAGACAGCGGUAUCGAAUCCAUGGAUGCCUUAUCGGAAAAGAGCCCUCAUCAACUAUCACAUAGCCCACAGGGGACCGAACCGCCUGGUUGCAAGCUACUUCGAGUUGACAGUCCCAAGGACAAAGUCGUCGUUUCGUCACCACAAGAAGUUGAACCGAAGGAAUCUCUCAAAGAUGAUUCUAGCAAUAAUAAUAAUAACACCAACAUAGACGAAUACAUAGACAUUGAGGCAGCUCUUGCAAAAAUGGAAGGGUUGAGUGACAUACAAGUAACAGCAGCCACCACCGUAAUCGAGAGGCCGGUCAAAUUGAAUGGCGAUCACACGACUUUGAUGAAACCAAACCAAACAGAGGAAGCACAAAUAAAGCUGGAUAGUGCGAAUCUAAGUAAAAUUCUCGAUGAUAUCGACGACGUUGAGAUGGUGGUGAUGUCGGAAUCUCCAACUACAGCAACCACUAACAUCAAAGGGAACAGUAUUGAUGAAAUGUCUUCCAGUGCGCAUUCAGGAACAAUUGGGGAACCCGUUCAAAAGGAACCAGAUGCGGUGACAAAAGGAGAAGAGGAAGAAGACUGGCUUUUAAAAGCGGAGAAAAAGCAGCAGCAGCAGCAACAACAACAACAGGAGAAAGGGGAAGCGAAUGAUAUACUCACUAGUAAUAGUAACAAUAAUCUGACGGACAAGGCCGAGUUAAAGCUCGAUACCAAGCAACUCGUACUGGAAGAUUGUUGUAGCAAUAAAGAGGUGUUUAGUUUAAAAAGCGAAUGUGAUAGUAAAAUAGUUGAUUGUAAAACUGUAAUUAAAAAUGAUCCCGAGGAGGCUAUUGUUAGUAGUGUAAAACAAGAGGAUGGCCAAAUAAAAAGCGGGCCAAAAAACAGUUCCAGUGUUGGUGAUAAGAACAACGAUCUAUGCGUUUCGGAGAAAAAUGGUAAUGCUUCGGAAGGACGGAAAAAUGUGAAAUCUAGCGGAGUUGAGCAACCGAUUCUGUCGGAUCUGAAACCCCGUCAUGAGCAACCACCGCUGUAUAGCUAUUCUAGUGAGAAGGCGCGCGAACGUAGAUCUGCCGCAAAUUCUACUUCUUCCAAUUCAUCGACACCGACAGUGGUAGAUAUUAUAGAUCUUGACGAUUCAGGAAAGUCUGAUUUGGAUCCGCCAGAGAAACAAAUUCAUUCCCCAUUGUCGAUCGACAUUCCGACGCAUCCGGAAUCAGCUGAAAAACGAAUAAGAACUCGUGCUUCGAGCAAGUUGGAAAGCCCAUUAGAACCGCCACGACAGAGUCCAUCCAUUGAUUCACCUGCUGCUGAACGGUUGAAGAAUACCGGAGCUAAAAAUGUUUCUACAGUUUCAACUGUGUCUGUCUCCACAAACAAUAAUGCUUCCGGGGGUGAUCGUUUAAGUCCAAAAACAUUACCCAAAACAACCAAACGGAAACGUCAAGGAUCGGAAAGCUCGACUCAGUCUUGCUUAAGUGAUGACAUUGCCGUUGUUCCUAGUCGAAUCAAAAAACCCCGAAAAGCAUCAGCUCCGACAGCCGCUAUCACAAGUUCCGAAAGGCAGAGAAAACCUCCGUCUGGUCGGGGAGCAAACCUAAGGAAAGCAGCAACGGCACCGGUAACAUCCACUGCAUCUACGUCACCCACUACAGCAGUUAGCACGACAAUAACAGUGGAAGAUUCUUCAGAUAGUGACGAGCCGUUGAUUGAGAUAGCGGGUAAAUUUCGUUCCUCUAAACUAACCAAAUCAAGUUCUUCAUCUUCUACUACCACUUCUUCUACUACAACAACUACUACAAUUACAACUCCGUCUACAACAUCAUCAACCUAUUCACCAUCCUCCUCCACAACAGGUACGUCAGGUACGGUAACAACGCCAACUUCUGCCGAAGAAGAGAAACCCGUUCGAAAUUCAAAAUCUACUUCCGGGGCUAAAAACUCUUCGACAAGCUCAUUGCCAGCGGUAACGUCUAAUAAUCCUUCCAACAAGCAGCAGAACACACACCUUCGAUCUGCAUCUGCUUCUUCACACACCCAACAGCAAACUGCAACCGCGACCCAGGACGAAAAAAUUAGCACCAGGAGAAGUGUUCGCAUGACUACGUCUACUCUGUCCACUGCGGCCAUGAAUAACAAGGCCAAAGAGAAAGCCGCUGCUCAGACAUCGACAGUUAGUGAAAAUCAUCGAGACUCGUCUAGUUCUCCAGUUCAGCAAAAUCACCAUGUGGGUACUGGCGCUGCAGGUGAGCAGCAGCAGCAUAAUAGUAAAAGCAAUAAUCACCAAGCUAAUAAUCACCAGAACUCGGUGGUUGCUGCAGCGGCUGUAUCGAUAGGCAGUGGAGGAUCAAUUAAAGGCAGUUGUAGCAAUACUAGUGCGGAGACGAAAGUGAGUGCUACUGCUGUGGUAGCGGCUAGUGUUACAGCUGAAAGCAAUGUUGCCGGUAGCACACCAGAAGGGCGGCGCAAAACAAGAAGCGCAGGAUUAGAAACGACCACCGAAGGUCGAAGAAGACGUGCAUCCCGAGACAGCAAGUGACCAAUCGCAAAUGCCUCAGCCGAGAGUAGCUACAGUGGUAGAGUCGGCUCCGCUGCUGCUGGAGCUGGCCGUCGUCGUAGCGUUCGUCAGCUGUACGAUUCAAAUCAGCGUAUGAGAAGUCGAUUUCUUUAUUCACACUUUUUCGAGCACACAGAUGAUGAGGAUGAGCAAGACGAGGUUCAUGAAAAUGACUUCCAUGGAGAAGACUUUGAUGUGGACGAUGUCAGCAGCAGUAGCAACGUUGAAGAACUCAUCAUAAAUCGACUCGAAUCGGAAGAAGUGCCCAUAGAAGCCGACAACGAAGUGUUGAUUAUGAAGACUGGUGACAUUGUCGAUCCACUCUUCAGCGAAGAAGUGGAUCCCCUUUCUGUGACUGGUAGCGGUUUAUCGGACCCGGUAAUAACGACAGCAAAGGGAACUAAAGGCGACGUCAGUGUCAGUCAUAUGAAAAUCAACGGCCAACGCAACCGAACAUCGGCAAGUGAGGUAUUGCAACAGCAGCAGUUGAGUGGACGAUCUACUCGAUCAAAACACAUUUCCGGAUCCACUGGAGGAAUAACACGCGGUUCCAAGGACGAAGACGAUUCUUCUUCGUAUCCAAAUGAGAUUGUUCUGACCACCAACAGUGAUUGUAGUUUGGAUGAGUUUGUGUCCUCAGACGAUGAUAGCAAUGUGGAAAUAUCUGUGGUAACUAUUUCUUUGUACUAAUUGCAGGGGCGAAACAAUUAUUUACACUGUGUCUGUAUCUGUGUGUGAAAAUGUUAUGAACCUGCUUUCCUUUAUUUAAGGCAAAAACAGCUUUUCCGAAUUCUUAUUUUAUUCUCCAGACAUUUACGUUACAACAUUAAAAUAAUGUUUUUGUAAAAUGGAUCUAGUUUGUAGCAACCAAUUGUACAGAUGGUGUAGUUCAGUUUAGAUAAUACAAAGGAAUAUUUAUUUUCUCAAUAUUUAACUUUUUUUUGUGUUUAUCACACUGUGAUAAAGUAAUGUAAAACUUUGGUUUAUUUCCCAUGAUCAAUAUUUGUUCAAUGAAAAUAAUUUUGGCCAAUAAUUACGCAAAAUCUAGCUGUAUUAUAGACAAAGUUAAAUGAUUUGAUUAGGUCCCUUGAUCUUGAUAUAAAAUUACGUAAAUAUUAACAUGUGUUUUGGAAGAUUGAACUCAUACAUUAUAAUUAUUCAUCAUCUGUCUUACUCGGUUUAGCAGGAAGAGUAAUUUAGUGUUGUGUGAGAUUGUAAAAUUGUUUCUAAAAUUAUUAAAAUCAUAGCAUUUCACAUACACAAACAUACACAUUUCGAAAAGUGUUAUGAACAAUCUUGAAAAAAAAAAUGUAAAUACUUCUGUAUGAUUCAAUCCACUAUUGACGAUAAUAUUUGAUUUUUUGUAAUCAACCUCAAAAAGCAACGAUCAGCAACAUCAUUUCAUAAAAAAACUGAAUCAAAACAAAUUCUCUGUUCACUGGAAUUCUGUUUAUAAAUUGUGAACUUACAUUGGAUUUCUUCUUUUAUUCCAAGUCUUAGACGCUAUACAUCGGCUUGAGCUUGUACCGUAUCUAAUCGGGUAAAGUCAUGUGUCCUGUUCUCCUGUUUUUAAUUCGGCUACCCGCAUUAACAAGUUUGGUUUGAUUAUUUCUGAAAUCUUCCUUACAAUUGCUACUUUUCGUAGUACUAUGCUUGGUGUACUGUGUUGAUAUUAUUUUCGAGUUUGCUUUUUAGACCACAGAUUAUCCAGACAAGAUCCUAUCUGGACAAGUUAUUCUUUGAUAAGGUACACCGGGGCAAGUGCAAACGAUCAACUUUCCUCUGUUACAAAAAAAUUAAAAAAUAUUUCUUCUUUUAAAAGUUGUUGUUGUUGUCCAAACCAACAAUCUGACAUAGAUAAACUAAACUUUCUUUCAAUUAUUCACUAAAAACACGGCACUGUUUGAUUACACACGAAUUCAAGUACGUACUAGACAUGAAAAGUGUGUUUUUGUUUUGCUUUUUUUGGAUACAAAAAAGGGCAUUCAAAUCCGAUUUUUCGUCGAAAGGUGAGUGUUUGGGACUGGUAUUCAGGUGAAAGCAGAAAAUUUAUGAUAAAUUUUCAGUAGACCCUAAAAAUUGUGAAAAUAAUAUUCACUCCUGUCAACCCACACUGCGGGGCAAGUGCAAACGACACUACCGGGGUAAGUGCAAACGCACCUUUAAGCCAUGUAACAUCAGACAUUAAAAAAAAUCAUCUCAAAUAUGGUUCAGCAUUAUAUUAGAGUGGUCAGAAAGGGUAUCCAAAGUGUUGUAUCUGAAGCGGAUAUUCAAAAUUCCGUAAUGCCUUGGCAAAUGAAGGUCUUUUGCUUCAAACAACAGUCAGCAAAACUGAAGUUCCAAAAAGUAAUUAAUAUAGCAGAAAAACAGCAAAUACAUCAAAAAAAGUUGAUAAAACAUACCGGAACAUGUAUUAAAUUCGUUUUAGUAACGAUACACUGACGCAUCUUUGAAUAAGUUUGGAGAAAGCAUUGCGUUUGCACUUGCCCCCAUAAACGGGGCAAGUGCAAACUUAGAAAUUUUUUCACAAAAGUGCCGUUACUUUUUACCAACAUUUUUUAAAUUUUCACUUUCUACGGGAAUUUGUUGAGAACCAUUUUAAUGAUGCAACGAACGAUAAUUGAUAAUUUUUGAAGAUUUGCAUAUUUUUCUAGGACAUGUGAAAGUUGAACUAUGGUGAAAAUCGUUUGCACUUGCCCCGGUGUACCUUAUAGAAAAAAAUUAAUUCGGCCUUUCUUACGUCUUUCCGUAUCCUUCUUGCUUAUUUCAACAAUUUUUCUUAUUAUCAGACGAUUGACGCGCUUGCAAUCACGGUAUACUACUUCCCUUGUGUGAAAGUGAGAAACCAAUAGCUUCACUAACACCUAUUGUCAUCCUUAUGGAAAUCUGUGUAGAAGUAAAGAUCAAGUUUUUUUUAGCAGGCCCAACGCGGAUUGCUUAUGAACAAUUCGUUUACACGGGUAAGUGAAAUAAUUUCAUCGACAGUGAAUUGAAUACAUACAAAUUGCAAAAUAAUUAUUAUGGCCCGUUUCCUGAAGAACUAAAAACAGACAAGCCCUUUCCUCUAUGUAGUGAUUUAAAGAGAAAAAGGGACACAUGUUCAGAUGAAAAGAAAAGAACUGCGCUACUCUUAGGAUCAAAGUUACAGAAUAAACCACAAUUUUGAUUUUUAUUACAGUGAUCCCUUUCUCUGAAAGAUGGUCAAUUAUUUAUGACUAAACAAUUUAAUUUAGACAAUUGUGUGCACAUACGAACAUUUGCGAAAUCGUGCGAUAUGUGGAAGAAAAAGUAUCAUAAAACAAUCGCACCUACUACCCCCUCCACGUUGCGCUGCUGUUGAAAGCAAAGCAUUCUUGUAUAAUAUUCAAAAUCUGUACAUUUUACUUAAGAAUAAUAAAAAAUUCUUCAAAUGCAUGAAACAACACAAAGAGUCAUAAACUCCCCUCUCAUCAUUAGAACAAAAUCACACAAAUCGAAACAAAAUACAAUAUACAUUUACUUACACGUGUUCACUUUCAAACUCAUCAAGCAUGAGAAACACCCACACAGUACACUUUUAAACACCCACACGCAUGUUUCAUCCCACGUAACACGUGCGCUUCGCAGAUCUGCACAUCCAGUUUGAAAUCCUAUUGUUUUAGCGCAUAUUUGUAGCUAGACGAGAUCGAUACAUACACGAGUAUAAGCAUUCAUUCCUUCUCUAAUUAGAAUGAAGUAAAAAAAACUAAGCAAAACUUAGGAAAUCUACAAUGAACACGGAAGUGUUACACAGAAGAAAAAAAAAACAGAACACGUUCUUUGCUGGUUCAUUCUCAAAUAGUUCCGUAUGUUUCAGGCGUUGUGUUUUCUCUUUUCUUUCUGUUUUCAUUCAGCUACAGAUUUUGAAACUAAGUUUAAAUUUUGCAACUGGCUGCUUGAGUUACAUAAAAUAAACACAUCUCCAGAAGUUAAAUAAAUUAACAUAGUUGCAAUG